This is a messenger RNA of Didymosphaeria variabile, 1983 nucleotides long. It is a transcript of the gene GTS1, whose product is annotated as Protein gts1. Gene Ontology annotation, molecular function: protein binding; GTPase activator activity. The record is from RefSeq and is a predicted model, not a curated record. The transcript has 4 exons. Gene Ontology annotation, cellular component: Golgi apparatus. Gene Ontology annotation, biological process: endocytosis; endoplasmic reticulum to Golgi vesicle-mediated transport; intra-Golgi vesicle-mediated transport. Lineage: Eukaryota; Fungi; Ascomycota; Dothideomycetes; Pleosporales; Didymosphaeriaceae. Bases 1 to 1983 code for a protein of 660 amino acids.
AUGGCCUCCGUGCUGAACAAGCGCCAGCAGGCGCGCAACGAGCGGACGUUGCAGGACCUCAUUAAGAAUGUGCCAGGCAACAGCGUUUGUGCCGACUGCGGAGCUCGCAAUCCAGGAUGGGCCAGUUGGAGUGUGGGCAUCUUUCUGUGCAUGCGGUGCGCGGCGCUGCAUCGAAAGCUGGGCACGCAUAUCUCCAAAGUCAAGUCGCUGAGUAUGGACAAGUGGGACAGCGCCCAAGUGGAUAACAUGAAGCGCAUUGGCAACACCGAAUCCAACAAGACGUACAACCCUCGCAACGUAAAGGCGCAAAUGCCCAUCGAUAUUGACGAAGUGGACGGUGCAAUGGAGCGAUACAUCAGACAAAAGUACGAGCAAAGGCUGUUUAUGACCGACUCGAGGCCGGGCACGCGGUCGAAUACGGGUAGCUCCAGCUCCGUAGAGGAUAGGCCUCCACCGCUGCCGCCAAAACCAACAAAAGGACUGGGAUUCGGGCUGCGGAAGGCUUCCACACAAUACAAGAGUGUUACACCCCCCAUCUCCCCUGGGAUAAGCAACUUCAGCGGUCACGAUGUAUCUCCACCUCGGGUGAACAAGCCGUCGAGAGUGUUUGGCUCAAGCGUUACCGGUGAUGGGCUGGAUUCAAAGCUGGCUACGUUGCGGGACAUGGGUUUCCCAGACGAUAAGCGGAACUCUCAGGUGCUGAAGGGACUCAAUGGCAAUCUGGACAGGGCAGUGGAGGCGUUGAUCAGACUUGGCGAGCAGAAUCCGGGCAAGUCGAGGGGGAACACGCCAACACCACCAGAUAAACUUGAUGUCAAUGGACUCAUGUUGAACAAGGCCCACACUAUGCCUGCAGCCACAAUCACGACCUCAACGAACCCUUUCGACGCUCUCGAUGCUGUUGCGCCAUUGCCUCAGCACCAACAGCCUCAAGUACCGCCUAUUCAGACUCAACAACAGCAUCCCUACGGAGAAUCUUUGACGCUACCAACGUCACCCAACAAUCCUUUCCACCAACUUGCAUUGCAGCAGCAGGGUAGUCAAUUUCAGCAGCAGUCGUACCAUCAGCCGCAAAACUUCGCGCAGUCGAAUCCUUUUGGACAGCAACAGCAAAGCUUAGAACAGACUUUCCAAGGUCUGCAACUAUCUUCGCAGCAGCAGCAGCAGCAGCAGCAACAACAACAGCCGCCGCAGCCACUGUUUCCGAACAGGACCGGGAGCUACGCGCAGCAACCGAACCCACCAUUUGCGCAGAGCAAUCCUUUCCAACAGUCAUUCACACCCCCACCGAUGCCGCAAAUGCCACCGCAGUACGGCUCUUUCUACCAACAAUCACAGUCGCCACCGCCGCAGCCGCAAUACCAGUCCAUGUCAUCCCCUAGCAGUCCGGGUAACCCUUUCCUUAAAUCUACUCGAAGUCAGAUGUUUACACCUACGAGUUCAUACAACGCGAAUCCUUUUGGCCAGAUACCCGCUCAGCAGCAGCAACAGCAGCAGUACCAGCAACAAACUCAGAAUCAACCGCAACAAACGGGAAACCCCUUCAUGAUGCAACAACAGAACCAGAUCCCAAAUCAGCAGGCGCCACAUGCCUUCCAGAACCAGCAGGCCACCAAUGCACACUCACAGUUCAAUUAUGCCCAACAAGCGCAUGCUCAACAAUCACACAAUCCUUUCGAUAAGAAAAGCAUUCUCGCGCUUUAUAAUCAACCCCAGCUUGCUCCUCAGCUACCAGAACAAGCGCAGACGCCACCAAUCCAGACUCCGGCUUCAGCACCUGCUGUACAAUCAGCAGGGCAUAUGAAUCCGUUCGCUGCAAUGCAGAGUCAAGCGGGAGCGCAACAGCCAGCUUCUGCGAUACCACGACAGGUCCAACAGGGGUCGAGGCAUGUUAGUAACGAAAGCGUGGACUUUGCUGGCUUGAUGGGAGGGCGGCAUUCUCCCGAUGCGUUUUCAGGAUUGAGCUCGAGCUUCAGGCGGUAA